Pteronotus mesoamericanus is the source of this 1002-nucleotide messenger RNA. Its product is annotated as T-cell surface glycoprotein CD1b-1-like. The record is from RefSeq and is a predicted model, not a curated record. Gene Ontology annotation, biological process: antigen processing and presentation, exogenous lipid antigen via MHC class Ib; antigen processing and presentation, endogenous lipid antigen via MHC class Ib; immune response. NCBI's taxonomy places the organism in Eukaryota, Metazoa, Chordata, Mammalia, Chiroptera, Mormoopidae. The coding region runs from base 1 to 1002 and encodes 333 amino acids. Gene Ontology annotation, cellular component: external side of plasma membrane. The transcript has 6 exons. Gene Ontology annotation, molecular function: lipopeptide binding; exogenous lipid antigen binding; endogenous lipid antigen binding.
AUGCUGCUUUUGCUGCUUCUAUUGCUAGCAGUUCCCAUCCCAGGUGGUGACAAUGAGCACGCUCUCCAGGGGCCGAGCUCUUUCCAUGUCAUCCAGAUAUCAUCAUUUGCCAAUAGCACCUGGGCGCAAAAUCAAGGUUCAGGCUGGCUGGAUGACUUGCAGAUUCAUCGCUGGGAUAGUGACUCAGAAACCGCCAUUUUCUUGAAGCCUUGGUCCAAGGGUAACUUCAGUAAUGAGGAGGUGACUGAACUUGUGGAGCUAUUUCGAGUCUAUUUAAUUGGAUUCAUUCGGGUGGUACAGGAUCAUGUCAGUGAAUUCCAGUUGACAUAUCCUUUUGAGAUCCAGGGCAUAGCAGGCUGUGAACUGCAUUCUGGGGAGACCACAGUAAGCUUCUUAAAGGGAGCUUUAGGAGGAUUAGAUUUUCUGAGCCUUGAGAAUAAUUCAUGUGUACCUGCUACAGAGGGUGGCAUCAGAGCACAGCGGUUCUGCACAAUUUUCAUUCAGUACCAAGGUAUCGCUGAUAUCAUAGAGAAGCUCCUCUUGAAAACCUGUCCUCGAUAUCUCAUGGGUGUCCUCGAUGCAGGGAAGGUGGAACUACAGAGACAAGUGAAGCCUGAAGCCUGGAUUUCCAGUGGUCCCACUCCUGGUCCUGGUCGUCUGUUGCUGGUGUGCCAUGUCUCAGGAUUUUACCCCAAACCUGCAUGGGUAAUGUGGAUGAGGGGAGAGCAGGAGCAGCCAGGAAUGCACCAAAGUGACAUCCUUCCCAAUGCUGAUGGGACAUGGUACCUCCGAGUAACUCUGGAUGUUGUGGCUGGGGAGGCGGCUAACCUGAAUUGCCGGGUAAAGCACAGCAGUCUAGGAGGCCAGGACAUCAUCCUCUACUGGGGGUAUCCUACCUCUACCAGUGUGAUAUUGUUGGCAGUGAUAUUGCCCACCAUGAUUCUUUUGAUAUGUCUUGCAUUAUGGUUUUUGAGGCGCUGGUCAUAUCAGAAUAUCCCAUGA